AUGUACCAGAUGAUCACGCUCGGCGGCGACGCGGAGCUCGAGCUCGUCGACUCCCUCGACCCCUUCUCCGAGGGCAUCGUCUUCUCCGUGCGCCCGCCGAAGAAGUCCUGGAAGAACAUCGCGAACCUCUCGGGCGGCGAGAAGACGCUCUCGAGCCUCGCGCUCGUCUUCGCGCUCCACCACUACAAGCCCACGCCCCUCUACGUCAUGGACGAGAUCGACGCGGCCCUCGACUACAAGAACGUGUCCAUCAUCGCCAACUACAUCAAGGACCGCUGCCGGUCCGCGCAGUUCGUCAUCAUCUCGCUCCGGAACAACAUGUUCGAGCUCGCGGACCGCCUCACGGGCGUCUACAAGACGCACAACGUCACCAAGACCAUCACCAUCAGCCCCGACGCCUUCGCCGCGACGCUCGCCCAGGCCCGGGCGCCCGCGGCGCCCUCGCCGCUCCGCGACGCGACGAACGCCGCGGUCCCCGCGGCGUGA
Aureococcus anophagefferens is the source of this 486-nucleotide messenger RNA. RefSeq lists its product as hypothetical. The record is from RefSeq and is a predicted model, not a curated record. Gene Ontology annotation, biological process: mitotic chromosome condensation. Bases 1 to 486 code for a protein of 161 amino acids. The transcript has a single exon. Lineage: Eukaryota; Pelagophyceae; Pelagomonadales; Pelagomonadaceae.